AAUCCCAUAUCUCAUCCUUUUGUCAUUUAAUUGAACCUUUUUUCUAUUAUUGUACAGAACAUGAAACUUGGUAGCAAGGGUAGGGAAAUGUUUCCAUACUAGAAGCCACUUUUUGCUCUCCUCAUUGGAUGGUGUUUUCUCAACCAUCUUUAUAAACUGGCAAUCAAACAAAAGUCCUAUUCAAAGCUAAAGACUCUUUCUCUCUCUGUCUUCAGCAAGAUCUGUAUAUAUAACUCAAACAACAUAAAAAGAGAUGUCAUGAAACCCUGAAAGUCCAAAACCAAAACAAAUAUUUGAGACCCAGAUCAUAAAUUUAAGUUUUCUCUCUCCCAUAUUGCUUAUUCUUUGUUCCGUUGUUCUUUCUCCAUGUCGGAUCAUGAAUUUAGAGACUUCUACUACCGUGCAAGUACAUUCCACAACGAUAACCAGCAAAGUGUUGGUGAAACAGCUGACAUGUAUAGGGUUUCAGCAUCAUCAGUUGAUCCUUCAUACAUGAGUUUCACUGAUUGUUUACAUAGUAGUUCCAUGGACUAUGGUUCACUUGAAAAAGCCUUUGGUUUGUCACCUUCAUCCUCUGAAGUGUUUUCUUCAGUCGAAGGCUGCAAUCAGACGACGAAGCACCAGGUUGGUGCAGGGGAUUUAGGAGGCAAUAAUACUAGUGAAGUUGUGACAACUCCUAAUUCUUCUAUUUCUUCUUCCUCAAGCGAGGCUGGUUGUGAAGAAGAUUCAGACAAGAGUAAGAAAGAUAGGCAGCCAAAAGGAUCGGAAGAUGGAGGAGAAAGCUCUAAGAAAGGCAACAAGGCAAAAAAGAAAGAAGAGAAAAAGCAAAAAGAACCACGAUUUGCUUUCAUGACUAAAAGUGAAGUUGAUAAUCUAGAAGACGGGUAUAGAUGGAGAAAAUAUGGACAAAAGGCUGUGAAGAACAGCCCAUUUCCAAGAAGCUACUAUAGGUGCACUACUCAGAAGUGUACAGUCAAGAAAAGGGUUGAGAGGUCAUUCCAGGAUCCAUCAAUUGUGAUCACAACAUACGAGGGUCAACACAACCACCCACUUCCCACAACACUGAGAGGAAGCGCAGCAGGGCUAUUCCCACCUUCCAUGUUAACGCCAUCGCCACAGGCGGGGCCAGGCUUCCCGCACGGAUUGUUUAUGCAGAUGCCUCAUCACAUGAAUUAUAGCCAAGCUGGUACAGAUUCAAUGUUUGCGGAAAACUUUAGCCCUUUUCAGCAGUACCACUACCAUCAGGUUCCUGACUAUGGACUUCUUCAAGACAUGGUUCCUUCCAGGUUCCUUAAGCAAGAACCAUGAGUCUCUUCUACAUCUUUUACUCCUUGUAUAUACAUAUAUAUUUCAUAUAACUUCUCUAGAGCCUAAGAAUUAUUCUUCAGUUACGGAUCUGAAAAGGCCUAACAUCAAGGACUAGAUGGGAGUGGGAAUAUGCUUUUCUUUGCACUUGAAAACUUGGUUGAGUUGCCAUAUGCAUUUAGUGAAAAAUGCUUCUUUGAUAGUAGACGGCUGAGGGUGAUCAUAGUUGAUUUUGAAGGAAAAAAACCUAGUUUUGAGAGGAUUUGCUUUGUUUAUCAUCAUCCUUGAUGGAAUUAUUAAUGAAGAAUGCGAUUAUAAAUUUCCUUUAGUACUUUUCUUGAGCUAGCUAGUUUAUGAUCUGAACUCUGAAUAAGCAAAAUCGGGUUUGAACUUUCCAAAGUGAU
Molecule: messenger RNA, 1709 nt
Organism: Durio zibethinus
Lineage: Eukaryota; Viridiplantae; Streptophyta; Magnoliopsida; Malvales; Malvaceae
Product: WRKY transcription factor 28-like
Biological process (GO): regulation of DNA-templated transcription
Molecular function (GO): sequence-specific DNA binding; DNA-binding transcription factor activity
Source: RefSeq, a predicted model, not a curated record